Brachypodium distachyon (stiff brome) is the source of this 1658-nucleotide messenger RNA. RefSeq names its product protein FAR1-RELATED SEQUENCE 5-like. Bases 801 to 1658 code for a protein of 285 amino acids. The record is from RefSeq and is a predicted model, not a curated record. The transcript is spliced from 3 exons. Lineage: Eukaryota; Viridiplantae; Streptophyta; Magnoliopsida; Poales; Poaceae.
GUUGUGGCCGGCGGCGGCCCUUGGCGUCAAGCCCUAGCAAAGUUGCGGACAGGCGGAGGGCCGGCCAGAGACCUGGACAGGGCGGCGGUGAGCGCAGGGGCGAGGUUGUCGGCGGAUUUGCUCCAGGACGACGACAACGGCGAGCUCGGGGACGACGGUGACGGUGAGCGCCGUGGAGAGAGCCAUGGGGUUUUUUGCAUGAGAAGACGGGAUUGGUUCCUCCGAAAAUGUUGAGGGCUGGUUUGCAAAAUUAGAGGGAUGGAAGUGGGCGUUUAAUUGCAAAAAAUUCUAAAAGUGAACACAGGCGCAAGAUGAAAAUCGGGCGACUGUGAUGUGUGGGAUGCACGAGUGCACCUGGACGAGAGAUUCACAAGAUACGGCGCCAUAUAUAUAUAUAUGUGUGUGUGUGUGUGCGCGCGCCAUAUAUAUAUACGUAUCUUAUGAAUCCCUCAUCCAGGUGCACUCCUGCAUCCCACGCAUCAGAACCAGCCGAUUGCCAUCCUACGCAUGUGCUUAGUUUUACAAAUUUUUGCAAUUAAGCGCCCGCUCCCAUCCCUCUAAUUUGCAAAACCAACCCUGAAUAUUUUUGGCGGAAUCAAUCAAUCGUCUUCUCCUGCAAAAGGCCGUUGGCUCUCUCCACGGCCGCCGCCGUCGUCUCGCCCGGAGCGAUCCGCCGUCACCCCCGUGCGCUCCCCCGACCUGCAAAAACGCUUGAAUUGUGCACUUGAAAGGAGAAGGAAUUUCAGCCACCUGACACAUACGUUGAGAGGUCUCAUAAAGCUGUGGCAAAGAUCGAUCUGAUGUGUGCUGCACUGCCCUGUUUUCUCCCGUUCCAAGGCAGAUCAUAUUGCCUAAGGCCUUCAGCAUCAUUAUUGGCAAUGGAAUCUAACAUGCAAAUACUCAUGAACGAGGAGGGAUUUACUACACCCAUAAAGAAAGCAAGUGUUCCUUUAGUUUGUUCAUAUUUUAUACCUGAAUGUGAAGAGAAAUUGAAGCCUAAAGUAGGAAUGACAUCUGAAGGACUAAAGGCUGUGGAGGAGUUCUACAAGUCUUAUGCACAUCACUCUGGUUUUGGAUUUCGUAUUGGACAACAAAAGAAGUUGGACAAUGAGUUAGUUCGUAGUAAACGUUAUAUGUGUAACAGGGAAGGAUUCAAGUCUGAAAAUGGUAAUGAGAUUAUUGAUCCAUCAGUGAAAAGACGUAAGAACACAGCCACAAGAUGUGGUUGUGAUGCACAUAUUUUUGUGAAGUUGUGUGUAACUGACACCUACAAGAUAGAAUCAUGGGUUGAACACCACAAUCAUAGUCUCGUGUCACCUGAUAAGCGUAAUUUGAUCAGAUCAAAUCGUCAAGUUAGUGAGAGGGCAAAGAAUACAUUGUACACAUGCAACAAAGCAAGUAUAGGCACCUGCCAAGCAUACAGGCUCCUCCAAGUCAGCGAGGGUGGAUUUUCAAAUGUUGGAUGCACGAAGAGGGACUUGCAGAACUACUAUCGUGACCUCAAGUAUAAAAUCAGAAAUGCAGAUGCCCAAAUGUUUGUGUCUCAGCUAGCUAGAAAGCAUGAAGCUAAUCCAUCAUUUUUCUAUGAUUUUGUGGUGAGUGAAGAAGGGAAGUUGAUGUAUGUGUUCUGGGCAGAUGCCACAACUAGGAAGAACUAA